GAGACAACCGCCAAUGAUAACAAGACGUAUUACCGAAAAUCUAAGAAAUAAAACUGCUUCGCCAGUUAUAAUGGUGCCAGUGCUACAGCCUAAGGCGGUAAGAAUGUUGUAUUCGAACAAAAACACCGGACAUUUACCAGAUCAGGAGACAAUAAACCAGUAUGAAGAGAUGGAAGUCCAGCAGAGUGAGUCAAAUGAUGCUCUUGGCUACGGGGACUUGUCUGUCGGUGAUACAAGAAAAUCUGUUGACAAUGAAUCAAAACAAGACAUUAUAAAUGAAUGGGUAAAAAGAAACGACGAGUUUCAGAAGAUGAAAAGUGAAUUGAAUCAGAGACAGAGAUCAAUAUUGGAUCUUUACGCUUCUCUAAAUAUAAUACAUAAAAAGAUGGUAGCGGCAGGACACAGCGCGGACGUGCCGCUCGUCGAGGACCUGCAUAUCAUGAACGUCGCCAAAAUGACACCCGAACAACUGCUUAAACUGUGCGCAGAAAGUUCUAAGAUGAAGAAUAAUGUUAACGUUCUAGACGAAUUACCUUUGGAUAAUAGAAUGGUAUUGGACAAAUUAUACAAAAUACCUGAAAAAUUAUUUGCGACAUGUGAACAAGCUUUAGAUAACAAGAAAACUAUAAUAGAAUGGCUAGACUCAUUGAAAUCCCAGAUCAGUGUACAGAAUCUGAAGCAAAAAAUUCAAGAAUAUAAUAUGAAAAAUGAGAUGUUAGCCGGUACAUUGAAAAAGAUUAAAAAUGAAUGUAUGACGCAAGUACAAGAAGUAGAGCAUUACAUAAGAGAAAGAGUGAACGAUACAAUGGCUCUACAUUUGCAAACCGAAAAUUUGACAUACAAAUUGUCGGAACUAAAUUCACACAAUGCUGAUCUUCAGAAACUAUUAAAUAAUGCGGAAAAUUUGAAAUCGUACACAAAUAAAAACAAAGCGGAAAUCGAAAAGGAAUUAAAAGACAAACAAAAGACUAUGAGAGAUCGUCUUUCGAAAGCCGAGGGCCAAGUCAAAAUGGAGGCGGAACACUCGAGCCAAUUGGAAGCUGCUCUGAAUAAAGUUAACACAGAAUUAGAGUCAAAGAUGGCAUUGAUAAAGCAAUUACAAGAGCAAAACGACAGAUUAAAAAGAAACUAUGAUGAAGAAUUAAAGAAGUUGAAUGAAGCAGUCAUAGAAAAUACAAUUAAUUUAGAAAAGAUAGCACAAGACCGGGAAAAAAUACAAUUUGAGAAAAACGACCUCGAAAGCAAAUUGACACAACUUACAAUGUACUAUAAUGAAUCACUCAACAAUACAAAGUUAGAGCUUAAAGCAAAUAUAAUGAAACUUAGUGAAGCUGAAACAAAAUAUAAUACUGAAAUUGAAGAACAAAUAAAACUGGCGUCGGAGUAUCGUAACCAAGUAUUGGAAGCAGAGUUACAGAAUAAGUUGCUUUUACAAAAAAUAGAAGAAUUGGAAUAUAGAUCAGCUAGCACAAAGGAUGUGGAUAUUGAAAUGAAUAAUAUAAAGUGUGACCUCGAAAAAGAACGAUCAGAAACUAAAAACUUUAAAAACAUACUGGUACAACAGACUGAAUCACUUCGUGCAAUGGAGUUCAACCUCAAAUUAACUCAAGAAGAGAACGAAAUAAUGAAUAGAAAUAUAUUAGACAAAGAAGAAUAUAUUAAAGAGCUUAAAAAUCGGGAAGAAACGUUAAAAUUGCAGCUACAAGAAAGUGAAUCUAAAAUGGAAUAUUAUGAGAAGGAAUUAAUGCAAUUAAAAGAGCACAUUGUACAAUUGCAAGAACAAUUUGGUGGAUUAAAUGAUAUUAACGAUCUAUAUGAAACGUUAAAGAAACAAAAAGAUGAACUAAAUAAAGUCACUAACGAAAACAAUGAACUAUCUGAAAAGAUUCAAAAAAAUUUAGUGGAAUUAAAUGAAGCGUUGGAAACUAAUAAAAUAAAUAGACAAAAGUUACAAGAAAAAGAGGAUCUCAUAAAAACUUUAAUAAAAUCAGAAGAAGAACAAUGUAAUAUUAUUAAACAACUAAGAAACAAUUUAGACGUCAGGAGUAAUGAAGACGCCGAGGUUGCCAAGGAGCUAGAAGUAAAGAAAUUGGAAAUUAAUAAUCUUGCUAAUAAUUUAGAAACUAGAAAACAACAAAUAACGCAGUUAGAGAAGAUUGUGUUAACCUUGGAAGAGAAAGUUCGCAAAUCAAACUCGAUAAGAAAAAAAUGUGAAGAGAAAAUCAAUUUGCUAGAAACGAAAAUUGGAAUUUACGAAUCACAUCAGUAUAAGGAAGGAGUUAUUGCAAAUUCAAAGAAUCUAAAUAAAUUUUUAAAACUUCUUGAAGAGGAAAUUGACACUCCGAUGGAUGUCCAAGACUUUCAUAGUGAAGAAGGUACUAAAAAUAGUAUUACUUCUGAUAAAGAUCGUCACCACGAACGACGAACACCCAUCGUGCUUGAACAAAAAGUGUUGCAAAAAAAAUAUACAUUGACCGAUAAUGUAGUCAAAAAAGCCAACCUUACUCAGAAAUGUGAUUUAUUCAACGGUGACCACUUAGAUCGUAAAGAAGUUAAUUCUAAAAUUGAUAAUAAUGGCCAGAAAGCAAAAACAUGCGGCUUGGAUUCAGAUACGGACGAAGUACCAAAACGAAAGAUUAUUACUAAUCAUUUGCAUGAUAAAAUAUUAUCAAGAAACUUACAAGCACUGUUGUAUGGAAAGCAUCUGACCGAUAAAAAGGACAAAAUGUUUGUUUUGGCUGGGCAUAGACUUUAAAUUGGCUUAUUUAUUUUUUUGUAUUUUCUUGUUUCUAUUCCCAUGUAAAUUUGUUAACUUUUUGAUAUAUAAUUUUUAAA
Papilio polytes (common Mormon) is the source of this 2835-nucleotide messenger RNA. RefSeq names its product spindle pole body component 110-like. The transcript has 16 exons. Bases 14 to 2755 code for a protein of 913 amino acids. The record is from RefSeq and is a predicted model, not a curated record. Lineage: Eukaryota; Metazoa; Arthropoda; Insecta; Lepidoptera; Papilionidae.